Molecule: messenger RNA, 1466 nt
Organism: Chrysemys picta bellii (western painted turtle)
Lineage: Eukaryota; Metazoa; Chordata; Testudines; Emydidae
Source: RefSeq, a predicted model, not a curated record
GUGCUGUCCACACCUGCCUGCUGUGGAAUGCCAGGUGCCGGGGGCAAGAACGGGUCUGGGCAGGGCUCGGGGCGGGGGCAGCCAGAGAGGGGCCCAGACGCCCGGAGAGAGCCAGAAGGAGACACCGGAGAGGGGCAGAGAGCCAGAACCCCAGACGGAGGGGGAGCGGCAGGACCCAGACGGAGGGGGACAGGGAUCGCCCCAGCGGCAGCCCCAGCCCCAUGGCCAGCGACCCACCGGCCGAGCUCCACUGCCCCAUCUGCCUGGAGCUCUUCGCGGUGCCCGUCAUGCUGGAGUGCGGGCACAACUACUGCCAGGGCUGCAUCACCCACUACUGGGGGGGAGCCCCCGGCCCAGCCCGGGGACGCCAUCCCCUGCCGCUGCCCGGAGUGCCGGUGCCCCGCGCCCGGGGGCAAGUACGUGCCCAACCGCGCCCUGGGCCAGCUGGCAGACAGGGCCCGGGAGAGCGCCCCCGCAUGGGAGGGGCCUUCGCCCGACGAGGAGCUGCUGGGAGAGCCGCUGUUCUGCAUGGACCACGGCAGCCUCACGCGGGCGCUGGACACUGAGCACUGGGGGCAUCGUUGUCUCCCGCUGGCCGAAAGCGUGCAGCAAUAUAAGGAGAUUUUAACCAUGUCCCAGACGUCGCUGGAGGCCAGGAUCCAAGCAGCGAAGUCUCUGCAGGAGCAGAGAGCUCAGAAAGUGCCUGAAAUUGCAGACAUCAAAAGCUUCCUGGAAAAGCAUUGCCCCGGGGAGGAAAAAGGGGCACCACUGCCUGCACCCCGAGAUUUCAGCCUGGGCCAGUUCAAGGGGCCCAUCCAGUACGUGGUGUGGAGGGAAAUGAAAUCGGCCCUGAGCCUCGCUCUGCCCCUCGUCACCCUGGACCCGGCCACCAACCACCCCAACCUGCUGCUGUCUCCCGACCGGCUCGCCGUCCGGCUGGUGGACGAGCCCCAGGAGGAGGCGCCCGAGGGGCCCGAACGUUUCAGCAAGAGCGUGUGCGUGUUGGGCUCGGCCGGCUUCACCUCGGGCCGCCACUACUGGGAGGUGGAGGUGGGGGACAAAACCAGUUGGGAUAUCGGCCUGGCUCGGGCCUCGGUCAACCGGCAGGAGGCCAAGGUGAUGCUCAAGCCGGCCAACGGCUACUGGGCCGUCUGGCUCCGCCACGGAGCUGACUACAAGGCCCUGGACUCCCCCUCCCGGCACCUGGCGCUCCAGGCCAAGCCCCGGCGGGUCGGGGUGUAUCUGGACUACGAGGGGGGGCAGGUGUCGUUCUACGACGCGGCCGCCAUGACCCACCUCUACACCUUCUCCGACGCCUUCGCCGAGCCCCUCUACCCCAUGCUCGGCCCCGGGGUCAACAGGGACGGGCUCAACGCAGAGCCCCUGCGGCUGGUGGAGCUAUAGCUGAGGGGGGGGACCUGGGACGGGGCACCGAUGCCCCAGUGUGGCGCUGGGGGGUGCCGUGC